UUCUAUCCCGUCUCUCCUUGCCUCUACCUCCUUUUCCUCCUCGAGUGUCUGCAAAGUAGUCAAUCUUUCUUCUUAACAUCAUCGGUUUUACAAUACUCGUAUAAUUGUUUUUCUCAAUUUUUAUUUAUCCAUUGAUCUUGAGAAAUUGUUCUUUUCUGAUCUGUUAUUUUAUCUGCUCAACAAUGGAGUAUUUGUGUUCGUCUGAUAAUAUUACGAGAGAUUGAAUUCUGAAGAAGGCAUCGUGUACCACCAUAAAAUAUACCAUGAUAUCUCAUCUAUGCGAGUCUCUGCUGCCACAUUUUUGUCUUUUCUGGAACUGGUAGAUGAUAGCUGUUGUGUUGACUGAUGCUAUUGUCGAAAGUAGCUGUUGGUGGACAGGAUAACCAUAUGUGUUAUGAACAGAAGAAAGCCAGCAAUGGAGUGAUGGGAGAGAGGCAAGGUUAUGGGCCUUAUGGCUCAUCCAAUGAGGAUGUGACUAGGGCAGAUGGUGCAGUUGCUGAUGUAGUGAAUGGACCUGGAGCGGCUAUUCAAUUACACGAUGGUUUGCAGAUACAACAACAACCUCAAGGUUCUGCUACAAUAAUACAUUGGGAAAGGUUUCUCCCUACUAGGUCGCUGAAGGUUCUUUUAGUGGAAAAUGAUGAUUCUACACGUCAUGUUGUCAGUGCUCUACUACGGAAUUGCAGUUAUGAAGUCACUGCCGUUGCAAAUGGAUUUCAAGCUUGGAAAAUCCUGGAAGAUCGGAAUAACCAUAUUGAUCUCAUCCUAACAGAGGUAGUCAUGCCAAUUUUGUCGGGAAUCGGUCUCUUAUGCAAGAUUAUGAGCCACGGAACUUUGACAAAUAUUCCUGUGAUUAUGAUGUCAUCUCACGACUCUAUGGGUAUUGUCUUUAAGUGUUUGUCAAAGGGUGCAGUUGAUUUUCUUGUGAAACCUAUUAGAAAGAAUGAACUUAAGAACCUGUGGCAGCAUGUCUGGAGGAGAUGCCACAGUUCUAGUGGCAGUGGAAGUGAAAGCGGGACCCAGACAAAAAAAUCUGUAAAGUCAAAAAGUAAUGAUGACUAUGAAAAUGAUACCAGCAGUGGUGAUGAGCAAGAUAAUGGCAGUAAUGGACCUAGUAUUCGGGAUGGAAGUGAUGAUGGAAGGUGCACUCAGAGUUCAUGGACAAAGAGGGCUGCUGAAAGUGAAGGUCUUCAAUCAUUAUCGCCCUCCUGCCCACUCGUGGAUGGUCCUGAUAGUACUUGUGCCCAGGUGAUACAUUUGAAGCCUGAAACAUAUGGCAACAAGUGGGUGCAUGUUACUGAGACAAAAGAGUGCCCAGAACAGGAUGAACGACUUGAAAAUGCUGCGAUGGGCAAAGACUUGGAAAUUGGAGUAUCUAAACCAGAUUCACGACUUGAGUAUCAGUGCGAGACAUCUUCACGCCCAUCGAGCAAAUGGCAAAACAAGUCAUCUGAAGUAGAUAGUAAGCUGCCCAAUAAUACUCAACUGGAGGUCAAUAAUGAGAAUAUAAGCAGCAUGCGAACAGACGAAGGCCCAAAAUUGAUAAAUUCACUUACUAACUAUUUUAACCCACCAGCUGAAAGCAAAGACGUUGAUGCUUCAAAUGAUCCUUUUGGGAUAUCACUUGUCAGGGAUAAAGCAUGUUGUGUUUCUGGAGAAUUUCCAUCCCUUGAGUUGACUUUGAAAAGGCUUAAAGGAACUGGAGACAGUGGAAAUACUACAACUGAUGACCGUAAUGUUCUAAGACAUUCAGAUCUGUCAGCAUUCUCAAAAUACAAUACCGCCUCUUCUGCUAAUCAGGCUCCCACUGCGAAUGUAGGUUCCUGUUCUCCACUCAACAAUAGUUCUAUUGCAACUAAGACAGAAAAAAUGCAGCAAAGUCCACCUGAUUUGAAUGGAGCUCCUCUCAAUCAGCAGUCUGAUGGAAGUAGCAACAACAAUGAAAUUGCCUCCACUGCAGAAUAUGUUACCCCUAAGCCUGAAGCUUUCAAUGUUCAGUCUGAUUCGACAUCAGCAUUCAAAUCAUUUCAGUCUUCUGCAUUCCAAUCUGCUCAGAAUGACCGUGCCAGUGCAACUCUGCAAGUGACCCCUGUGAAGUCAGAUGAGUUGGUGGUUAACACAGUUCAAGCACAUCACAGAAGUUCAUGCCAGCAGGUCCAAGUCCAGCAUCAUCACCACCACCACCAUCAUCACCAUGAUCAUUAUUAUCAUGUCAAUACCAAGCAGAAGCAUCAAUCACAGCCAGAUCAUGAUGAUACAUCAUUAAGGAAUAUGGCAUCAACUGCUCCACUAUGUGGGUCAUCUAACAUGUUAGGAGGUCUCCUUGAAGGUAAUGCUGGAAACUACAGUGUGAAUGGGAGUGCCUCCGGGAGCAACCAUGGUAGUGAUGGGCAAAAUGGGAGCAGCACUGCCAUGAAUGCUGGAGCAACAAAUAUGGAAAGUGACAAUGGGGCAGCUGGUGAUAGUGGGACUGCUGCCAUCAGUGGGAGAGUGAGUGAAAAUGGAACAGAUGAUGACCGUAUUGCACUACGAGAGGCUGCCUUGAACAAAUUUCGUCAGAAAAGGAAAGAAAGAUGCUUUGAAAAGAGGGUACGAUAUCAAAGCAGGAAAAAGUUGGCUGAACAACGCCCUCGUGUCAGGGGACAAUUUGUUCGGCAGAUAAUGUCUGACAACAAAGCAUCCAAGGAUUGUCCUGGCAAUGACCUGAGCUACAAAGACAAUUCCAGUGAGAGUGCCAGAUAACAUUGGAAUGAUGGAGAUUGCUGAUUCAACCCUUGUUCCUGAUUGUGCAUGUUAAUCAGUGUACAUGACUCCGGCACUGAUGUUAUGUAAAUGGAUUUAUGGCGGAUGAUACUUGUUUCGGAGAUAUUUGUAAUCUUUGUAAAACUUUUACGAGAUACUUUUAGCCUGUGUUUUAUUAGGUCGGACUCUUGUGUUUGUACACCAUGAUGGUUUUAUAUGGCAGGCAGCCCUUGCAUAGGGUAACCUCCGGUCCAAUUAAUCGGUCAUGGUAAUGCAUUUAUGUUUCUCUAAA
Molecule: messenger RNA, 3034 nt
Organism: Tripterygium wilfordii
Lineage: Eukaryota; Viridiplantae; Streptophyta; Magnoliopsida; Celastrales; Celastraceae
Product: two-component response regulator-like APRR3
Exons: 11
Coding region: 346-2742 (798 amino acids)
Biological process (GO): phosphorelay signal transduction system; cytokinin-activated signaling pathway
Molecular function (GO): protein binding
Source: RefSeq, a predicted model, not a curated record